CCUCACUACAGAAAGCCCCGCCUCUUCACCUGACACGGAAGAUGUAGAUGAGAAGUUCUCGUUGUGCUGGCUCCGCCCAUUCCGGUUCUGGUUGCUGUGGAGACGAUGAGGGGUACAUAUAGCGGAGAUGACGGGCGGAGAAGGAGCUCCGGUCUCUAGAAUGUUCUGUGGUGCCUCUUCCUGGGUUCCAGCCUCAGCCCCGGACUCCUCACUCCUCCCUAUGAGAUGAAGAAUGAGGUGGAUCGCUCCGCUCCACAGGCCCCACCCCUCUUCUCUCUCCUCCAAUAGACAUGUCACACCCCAGUGACAUCAAAUGUAAGAGGAAAGCCUUUAAUGGGCCCGGCGGGUCUCCUCCGCGUUCUCCUGUUUUGUUGCAGAGGGCGGAGUCUCAGUAUGAUGUCAUCGGUGCAGCCCUGCCCCAGCCAUCAGGUGGCGCCCAGGCUCUCCUCGAUGGGAUGUACACAGAGUUAUCACGCAGACACGGCGGCAGUCAGCAGCUGGUUCUCCUAACCCGCCGGCGCCAUCUUCUGACCCUGACCCGCCAGUUUGUUGUCCUUCAGAUGAGCCUCAUGAAUUACAUGAAUAUCAUGUGUGAGCUGAUAGAGCAGAGCCCCCCGAUACCCUCCCGCCUGUCCGCCAUGUGUCUGAGGCUGCGGGAAGUCACCUCUCAAUGUGCGUCACUGCACAGGAGACUUCGGGGGGACCCCUGCCUGUACCCCAUCCCAUCCCCCUCCAUGCAGGACGCCAUCAGGAACGUCCCCGGUGUCCUGCUCCUCAUGGCGGUCAAAGCCGCCCUCCUUACAGAGCAGUUCAUACUCCGCCUACUGCGCAGGGUGGCCCAAGUCCCAGCCGAGGUGACCCCAGACCUCUGUCGGUCUCUGACGUUGUACAACCAGGUGGUGGACGACUUAGCCAAGCGAGGAAGACCUUUGGCAGAACUGCGGCCAUUUUGUCUGAGCCGGACUUUGGAGAUAUUGGCAGAAGAGAGAGGCGGAGUCUUGAUGGGAGAGAUGUGCCGGAUGUGGUCUCGGUGUGGUCUGGGAGACGUGUUGAGGCGAGAGAUGGAGACCUACAUGAAGCAAGCUACUGAUCCCGACCCGACGCCAUCCAGUACCCUGCAGAAGAAGAGUCAGGUGGUCCCAGGUCAGAGGUCGCCUAGCAAUCUGGGGAUCCUUGUCCAAGAGGACGGGAGUCAGGUGACCCUGGUUCUACAGAAAAGUCAGGUGGUUCCAGGUCAGAGGUCACUGGGGGUUCUGGUCCAGGAGGACAGGAGAGAGAUGAAGUCCCACAUGGACCAAGCUACAGAUCCUGCGCUUAGGACAUCCAAUGGUCAGGUGGUCCCAGGUCAGAGGUCAUCCAGCAAUCUGGGGGUCCUCAUCCAGGGGGACAGGUGUCAGGUGACCCCAGUUCUACAGAUCCUGGUGGGCUUGGAUCAGAAGAUGUGGAAUCAAGUCCUGAGUAGCUCAGAAUCGGCUAUGUAUAGUCAGUACUGUGCCCGUCUGUGGCCAGCCCUCCAUUCCCAAGUCUUCCAUGCCCUCUGUCUGGGGAUGAGGGGACCGAGGGCACUGCCAGCUCUGCCGUCACUUCCGGAGGGUGUGUGUGCGUCCGCUGUCCACGUACUGCGGGAAACCUUCAAUUCAGAAGAUCUCCCGGAGUCGUGUGUCUCGUUGGGUCGCAGUCUCUCUCAAAACCUUCUCCGCGUGCGAAGUCUCAUCGCCUGGGACAACGCGUUGUGCCAGGCGCUAAGCUCCGCCCUAACAGAUAAGUGCGGCGCCUCCACGUUGGGUAGAGGAGAUCCGGUCUCUGGGAAUCCUCACAGCAGAACCUCCAGGAUUCUGGUGACUUUGUGCCAACACCUAUCGGCUUUACUGGUCACACCGAACUCCUCCUCCAACCACCCAUCACCUUCUCGGGAACCCUGGAAUCUGGGUGACCGCCUCACCUCUCUUCCUCCUCCAGAGCCGUGUGCCGUCAUCUGCCAGCAGGGGGCGCUGAGCCGCUGCGCCGUCACCCUGCACCUGUGUGACGUGUGGUUACGAAGCCGCGCCCAGAUCUUCGUGUCUUCUGGGUCACUCGGUCAGCUGGUGCUGAUCACGCAUGGCGAUCUACCGGUGAUAAAGGCGGAGUGUCGCUCUCUGGUGGCGGUAGCAGAGAAUGGAGAUUGGGGUCCUUCCGCCCAAAGCUCAUGUUUGAAGAUAAUGAGGGGCCGGGAUGUCCUGGAGGGCCUGGUGGUCUCUCUGCCGCAUGUUCUGGGCUCGGUGUGUUCCCGGAGGGCCCAGGACGUCUUCCAGCACAUGAUGCCAGCGGGGCGGCACUGGAGAGGGAAGCUGGUGACAGGCCCCGAUCUGGCAGCCAGCGAGUACGCCCAGGCUGCGGUCAGCGCGGUGGUGGUCCCGGUCCUGGAUGGGGUGACCCCGCUGUGUUUGGAGGAACAGGUGUCGGCAGUGUGUGUGGCGGUCCGUGUGUUCAUGGAAGCCUGGAUGGGACAUAUCCUGCGGGAGAAGAUCAAAUUCAGUUUGCAGGGGACUCUCCAGCUCAGACGUGACUUUGAGAGUGUGCGGGAUAUAUUGCGUUCUCAGGACUCCAGGUUGUCUCCAGAGGUGGUCCAGGCGGCUCUGGCUCUCCCGGUUUUUGCUCAGGCCGACAACGCCAUCGUGUGUCUCUUGCAGCAGCCGUCUCGCAAGGCGUACCUUCAGUCUGGAAGCUGUGUGCUCUUCCCAUGCUGUCCUCCUCUGUGCCGGGUGGCCGUGGACAGCAUGUCAGACAGUCUGCAGAGUUUGGACAGCCUGGAGAGGAGAGUGUGGGAUGGGGACACCUCCAGACGCGUACCGCGACACAGUCACGAUUCUUACCUGCCGCACAAUCAGCGCCAGUGGCUUUCACUUCGUGUCCACAAAGCCUGGAAUGGACUGAGCCUGCCCUGGGAAGGCCGAGAAGUAUCUGAAGGAUGAGGGGGGGGGGGCCCCCUCGGGUGGUUCCUACAAGAUGUGGAAUGGACUGAGCGCACCUUGGAAGGGCCGAGAAGUAUCCGAAGGAUGAGGAACUCCUCAGGUGGUUCCUACAAAAUCUGGAAUAGAUUAAGCCCAUCUUGGGAGAGCCAAGUAGUGUCAUGAGGGGCCCCUCGGGUGAGGUCCAACCUUAGGGCAAGAUGGAGGAUGAGACUUCCAGGCAAUAUUCUCAGAGUUGCCCUGGGCCCAGCUUUAAGUGCCAAGAGGUAUUUACCCCUUUUCUGGGUCCGGGAGACUGGUAUACCCCCCCAGCUGACCACCUCCCAGGCAUAAGGACUAACCCAGACAUCGCUUACCACACUCCUCCCCCAUGUGCAGGCACUGGCUCCUCCCAGUCUUCCCCCCCCCCCCUGAUAUUCUGACAAGAAUAUAUAUAUAAUUUAAUAUAUUUGAUAUUUA
Rana temporaria (common frog) is the source of this 3407-nucleotide messenger RNA. RefSeq names its product coiled-coil domain containing 142 (gene CCDC142). The record is from RefSeq and is a predicted model, not a curated record. The coding region runs from base 291 to 2951 and encodes 886 amino acids. Lineage: Eukaryota; Metazoa; Chordata; Amphibia; Anura; Ranidae. The transcript is spliced from 11 exons.